Molecule: messenger RNA, 967 nt
Organism: Annulohypoxylon truncatum
Lineage: Eukaryota; Fungi; Ascomycota; Sordariomycetes; Xylariales; Hypoxylaceae
Product: Adaptor protein complex sigma subunit
Exons: 5
Coding region: 196-768 (190 amino acids)
Biological process (GO): vesicle-mediated transport; protein transport
Cellular component (GO): AP-1 adaptor complex; intracellular membrane-bounded organelle
Molecular function (GO): clathrin-cargo adaptor activity
Source: RefSeq, a predicted model, not a curated record
CUCUAAUGCGGUGGAAGGUUCGAACUCAGCAGCUCGUGCCCAACCCCACUACUGGACACUGAGAAAUUGCUUCUCCAUGCAUCAUCACAAUUCACCAUUUCAUUUACCAUUCACCGUCAUUUGCACACAAACACCUUCUGAAACCAACAAAUCUCCUCAUCGCCGUUCUGCUAUGCUCAUGUAAUAAGCAUCACGAUGGCCAUCAACUACUUGAUCCUGCUCAGUCGGCAGGGCAAGGUGCGCCUGGCCAAGUGGUUCACCACCUUAUCUCCUAAAGACAAGGCGAAGAUUGUCAAGGACGUUUCUCAACUUGUCCUUGCCAGACGAACUCGCAUGUGCAAUUUCCUCGAAUACAAAGAUACCAAGAUUGUCUACCGCCGCUAUGCUUCACUGUUUUUCAUCGCCGGUUGUUCCUCCGAUGACAAUGAGUUGAUCACUCUCGAGAUUAUUCAUCGAUACGUUGAACAGAUGGACAAAUACUACGGCAACGUCUGCGAGCUCGACAUCAUAUUCUCAUUUACCAAGGCAUAUUACAUAUUGGACGAGAUAUUACUGGCAGGGGAACUCCAGGAGAGCAGCAAAAAGAACGUUCUGCGGUGUAUAAACCAACAAGAUUCUCUCGAGGAUAUGGAGGCACGGCGCUACGGGUUCCAACGGGAUAAAUUUAUCAAUCAGACACUUUGCAUUUGGGAGUAUGCUUAUAUUCUAUUGUCUUUACAGGUCACUGAAGAAAUCGAGAGCGCUCUGAAAGAAGCCGGGAUUAUGUGAUCGAAGCUGUCGAAUCGCCAAUAUUGGAAGAGCCACGUUUCGACUUUCAACUGUUUGAAUGUAAGACUCUGGCUUGAAGUGACACUGCCUAUAUGCUGUUCCCUCUACUUUCAACCGCCAUUCUCGACGUCUUUGUUGUCAAUCAAAUCGGCAAAUCCUAGGAUCGACACUCUCCCGGUAUAUGAUCUCAUCAUGUUUU